GCACCUCCAAAUUAUGGAACUUCAGGUGAAGGUCUAGUGAGUGUCGUGAUGGGAGGUGUGGAAUUGUCACCAAUGACAUUAAGUCAAAACAUGGCCACGAGGAACAUACAGAAAGGAAUUACUUCGUGGCCAAUCGGAGCAGACGGAAUGGUGGUGGUUCCCUACAGGUGCGAAGGUGCGGUCAACUUGACGCGCUUGGGGCCAGCGCUGAGGUCCUGGGAGAAGGACUCAUGUGUGAGAUUCCGCGAGAUGGCGGCCAGUGAAAAGCUGCACGACACCUACCUCCUCAUUAGAGCAUCCACACACUGCCAAAGCUUACUGGGCAUCUAUCCGAAAGCUACCUUACUGGAAAUAACUGAUUCCUGUGGGGUAUGGCUGUGCCUUGCAUUUGUAAUGAGAACCAUGAUGUUCACCUAAAUCCGAUCUCAACCCAAUCUCAUAAACUUAAAACAAACCUAAUAAUGCGCUAUUCGUCUAUCUUCGUCUUAUACUAUAGUUUCAAGUUCUUCUUCCUCUUUCUGGCAGCUCAAUGCCACCAGUCUUUUCCCCAUAAAAACAAAAACAUCUCGUAUCACAGACAUUAUAAAUGGAUACGAAGAACAUAUACCAUCAUAGUACUUUCAAAGGGCCGUAUUAUUGAAGAUAUUUGCAAAUUCGUACUGCCGUCCACUAAUCACUGAUAUUUGGAACGCACCAAUCACAGACGAGAAAUCGGCCGAUACGUGUACUUAGUUUUGAUUAGCACAUAACUUUGAUAGUACGGCUCGAGAAAGCUAGUAUA
Messenger RNA from Hyalella azteca, 781 nucleotides. RefSeq lists its product as uncharacterized. NCBI's taxonomy places the organism in Eukaryota, Metazoa, Arthropoda, Malacostraca, Amphipoda, Hyalellidae. Gene Ontology annotation, molecular function: metallopeptidase activity. The record is from RefSeq and is a predicted model, not a curated record.